Molecule: messenger RNA, 3084 nt
Organism: Moesziomyces antarcticus
Lineage: Eukaryota; Fungi; Basidiomycota; Ustilaginomycetes; Ustilaginales; Ustilaginaceae
Exons: 1
Coding region: 1-3084 (1027 amino acids)
Source: RefSeq, a predicted model, not a curated record
AUGGCAUCCUCACCCGCUGCGCCGCAGUCAUCGGCGUACAUCGACCUCACCAUGGACGCCGAGUCGCUCUCCGAACUCUCCGACGACGAAGAGAUGGUCAAGGCCAUGCCCGGCUCGUCCAACAAGUCGGCACUCAAAAAGUCGGCUUCAUCCUCUGCUCUGCUCAAGAAGUCGUCGUCGUCGUCAAAGCAGAGCCCGGCCGCUAAACCAAAGCCCAAGUCGAGAAAGUCCGAACCCACUGCCAACGGAGCAGCAGCAGAGUCCACCCAUCCGUCCUCGUCCUCACGCACCCAAAUCAGCGAUGUCGUCCGUGCUCGCACCCACGUCAACCAAGACGGCGGCGUGCAGAAGCUCUGCCACCAGCACCACCAACCCUGCAAGGGUGCGCUACUCCAGUGCACCUUUAUGCGCGCUCCGGGCAAGCGCUGCCAGGUCCGAUACUGCUUCUCCUCCCUCCGCCGCUUCUACGACCAGGAUCCAGAGACCAUCGUCAAAUCCAAUCGUAUGAUGGUCAAUCCCGCAGAACACUGCCCGCCCACCGAGGCAAAGUACGCCUGGAAGUGUCCGCGCUGCCGCAAAAAGUGCGACUGCUCCACCUGCCGCAAAGCAGCCGGCCUUGAGCCGCUCGGCAGAUGGGGUGGCUCCGCCAAAACUUCCGACACCACCAAACCAGCAGAACCCAAAUCCGCCAAGGGCAAAGCAAAGGCCCAAGACGAUGCCGCCAAGCCUGCCAAAACCGCCGCCGCCAAGGGCGCAAAGGGUGCCGCUGCCAAGGGCAAGGAGCGCACGCUUGCCGAGGCUGUAGCCGCAGCACAGAAGAGCACCGGCAAGUCAAAGGCCAAGGCCAACUCCAAGGCCACCAACGGAGCAGAUGGCGACGACGACGGCAUCCACACGCCCCCGCCGCAGGUUUCGGCGACCGCUGCAAAGAAGAAGAAUGCACUCGCCUCCAUGCUCUCCGGAGGCAGCAAGGCACCCAUCUUCAGGCCGCUCAAGCCUCCCGCCGAGGUGCCACCGCCGCUGUUUGAGCUCAUCUCCACCAAGCUGCCCGAGGACAACAUGCGCGCGCGCAUGUGGAUCUACGAGAGCAUGGUGCGCUUCGACAAGUUUGGCCUCAACCGCUCCGUGCUCUCGCAGCUCGACAAGUUUGAGCACUGGACGCACGCCAUGGUGCAGGACAUGCUCGCCUGCCUGCUCAAGACCAUCGCCGGCCUCACCAACAUCGACAAGGGCCAGCCCACCAAGCCGUUCGCCAGGGCCGUCACCGCCUUCCGCACGCACGGCAAGAGUCUCCAGCGAGGCGAGCCGUGGGCGGCGGCUACCGAGCUGCUCGGCGUGCUCGGCUUGACCCGCACUCCGCUGCCGCACGUCGAGCACGACAUUCCCGUCGAGGUCGAAGCAGCCGCCGCCGAGCGCUCGCCCUCACCGCCAGCCGCACGUGUCACGCGAGCACGCCGCGCCAAGGAGAAUCGUCAGUACGACAUGGCGCGCCAGCUCUCCAUGCUCGAUGAAUGGGAGGCGGAAGAGUUUGGCGAGGCCGGCGCUGAUGCCGAUGACGACGACGAUGCGCCGCGCGGCGGCAGGCGCGCUCGAGGCUCGGCGAAAAAGUCAAUCUACGUCUACGAUGACCCGAGCGACGACGACGACAGCUUAGCCGAUCCAGACGACAGCGCACGAGGACGUCGCUCGGGACGCGCUCGCCGACCGGUGCAAAAGGAGCCCACGCCCGAAGUGCGACUCACGGGUCGACAGCAGGCCAUCCGUCUGCAGCAGGAGCAGCAGAAGGAGGAGGCCGAGCAGGCUGCCAAACAGGAGCAGCAAGACAAGCACGCCUCGGAAUCACGCAAGCGUUCCAAGCCGUCGAACCACGACGCCGAUUCCGACUCGGCUCUGAGCGAGGCCAACUCGGACGACGGCAGCGCAGGCGAAGACGAACACGAGAAUGACAUUGGUCGAUCCAGCCGCAAGAGACGCAGGACGGCAGUCGGCAGCUCGGACGACGAAGCCGAGCAGGCCGACGAGCAGCGUCCGGGCAGCGUCAACGGCAAGUCGGAGGCCGACGUCUCGAUGGAACAGGACACGCGCGAGAUGGAGAGCCCGGAUCUCGAGACGAAAGUGUCGAUCCUGAGCGCGCUCAUCGACGCUGCCGUCAUGGCGGACGGUGUGGCAGACGAACUCAAAGCGGCCAACGACAACAUCGCAGCGCAGGAGCGCACCAACAAGGCGGCCAACGCCGACAUGGAGAAGGAGCUGGCCGCGGAGCUGGCGGAGCUCAACAAGCGCGCGCCCAGCAUCGUGUCGCCCAAGUACCAGGCGUGGAAGGCGGAGAAGGCGGCGCUGGAGCACGACAAUGCAUGGCGACGGCUGGAUGCGCGCGUCACCUCGGAGCUCGCGGUGGACGUGCAUGCGGUGCGCACGGGUCCGCUCGGAUACGACGUGGAUGGCCGCGAGUUUUGGCAUCUGCGCGAGUACCAGGAGCGCAUGCCCAAGUUCACCGAGGGUCGGUACGCGUGGUGCCUGGUGGUUCUGGGAGCUGCCUUUCCCGUCGAUCCCAAUCAAGCAGCAGCGGCAGCCGCCGAGGCGGAGCAAGCCGAUGCCAACGGCCCCAACGGCGAGACUAGCGCAUUGCAGGACUGCAAGGAUGCGGCCAAGGACGAAGGCGACGAUAGCGGACUCACCUCGCUCGACGAGUCGUCGGAUGCAGCCGCCGCCGCCGAGGCUGGUGGUCGCCUCGGUCUUCCCAGGUCGCUCGCGCCCAGCAACGCGCGCGUGUGCAUGGGAGCCAAUGCGCCGAGCGCGAUCAAGGCGCUGAUCGAGUACACACUGUACCGGCUGGAGCGCGUCGAGUACGAGGAGAACGCGGCGAUGCAGGAGCGCGAGCGACGCGUGCAGCUCGCCAAGGACGUCGAUGCAUCCACGCCAUCCGCCGACGAGGGCGUCGAGAGCAUGUACAGCCUGCGCAAAGCCAAGCAGACCCUCAAGGACACGCAGGAGGAGCGACGCACGCAGGUGGAGCAGCUCGUCAAGCGGCUGCACAAGUCCAAGGAGUACUUUGCUUGGCAUCGCGAAGAGCUUGCACCCUGA